UUUUUUUUGAAGUCAGUAAUUGUUUGAAUGAAUCCAUUGAUUGAUUGAUUGAUUGAUUGAAUCAUCUGUUAUAUACUGUGUGUGUCUCUGUUUUCGUGUGUUUUGUGGUUACCAUUGAAGAAGACAUCCCAACGACAACAAUAGCAAGAAUGCGUCGACAAAGAGGUAGAGACAGGGAUGAGCUGAUGGACGACGAAGACGAUGAUGACAAUCAUUAUCAUAGCCAUCGACACCAUCGUCAGCAACAGCAACAACAACACCGGCGCAGUCAUCGAAACAGUCAUCGCCGGCAACAACACCACCAGUUGUCGUCUUCGUCGUUGUCGACGUCGACAACAUCGGUGGUCAACAACAACAACGAUAGACAUCAUAAUAAUCAUCAUCGGUCUAAACGACACAAGAGGUGUAGCGGCAAACAUACGACUACAACGACGACAUCGACAACAAUCUAUGGCAACGACAACAUUAACAACAAGACUAAUAAUAGGUCCCGAAGUGAUCUUCGGACCACCCGAACCGAAUCAUCGGCCCAUUGUCGGGCGGCCAGUAUAGAGGACGAUGCCGACGGUCAUCUGAUCUACAAGGAUGGCGACGUACUGCAGGAACGUUACAAAAUUGUGUCGACACUCGGAGAGGGAACGUUCGGCAAAGUCGUACGGGUAGUGGAUCUACGAUCGGACGAACUGAUGGCACUGAAGAUUAUCAAAAAUGUCAAGAAAUACAGGGACGCAGCGAAACUGGAGAUCAAUGUAUUGGAAAAGAUUACCGAAAAGGAUCCCAAAGGCAAAAAAUUAUGUGUGAAAAUGUUGGACUGGUUUGACUAUCACGGACACAUGUGUAUCGCUUUCGAGAUUCUCGGUCUAUCAGUAUUUGAUUUUAUGAAAGACAAUAACUAUCAGCCGUAUACUAUCGACCAGUGCCGACAUAUUGGCUACCAAUUGGUUUACGCGGUCAGGUUUUUACAUCAAAAUCAGUUGACUCAUACGGAUCUGAAACCCGAAAAUAUAUUGUUUACAAAUUCCGAAUACGAUUUGUUAUAUAACUCGAAAAAAAAACGUGAUGUCCGACGGGUAAAGAAUACACACAUAAAACUGAUCGAUUUCGGUUCGGCCACUUUCGACGACGAACACCAUUCGACAAUUGUGUCGACCCGCCACUACCGGGCGCCAGAAGUGAUACUAGAGCUCGGUUGGGCUCAACCAUGUGAUGUCUGGAGCGUCGGCUGUAUACUAUUUGAACUAUAUCUGGGCAUAACCCUGUUCCAGACUCACGAUAAUCGUGAGCAUCUGGCCAUGAUGGAAAGGAUACUCGGGCCACUACCCUAUAGGAUGUGCCGCAAAACUAAAACUAAUUACUUCUAUCACGGAAGACUAAACUGGGACGAAAAGUCGUCCAAUGGACGGUAUGUCCGGGAAAAUUGUAAACCAUUGCACAGGUAUGCCCUGACCGACGACGACGAUCAUCGGCUACUGUUCGACUUAAUUGCCCGAAUGCUCGAAUACGAGCCGAAUCAUCGGCUAUCGUUGACCGACGCACUGGAUCAUCAUUUUUUUCGUAAACUACCGCUCGAGUAUCGAUUGCACGAAUUGGAUGCCCUGGAAGACGGAUCAGACGGCGGCGGUGACGACGAUAGAGACAUCAAGAGCUCGUUGGGUGGCGAUUGUCGUCAGCGAUCGCACAGUCUUUCGAGAUAAUGGAUUAGACAAACAAAACAAAAAACAAAAUAAUUUGUACUCAAAUUAAAACAAAACAAAAAAAAAAUAAUUAUUUUAAUAAUUAAAUUAUUAUUAUCUUUAAGUUUG
Oppia nitens is the source of this 1802-nucleotide messenger RNA. Its product is annotated as dual specificity protein kinase CLK2-like. Gene Ontology annotation, molecular function: ATP binding; protein kinase activity. Gene Ontology annotation, cellular component: nucleus. The transcript is spliced from 5 exons. The coding region runs from base 150 to 1694 and encodes 514 amino acids. NCBI's taxonomy places the organism in Eukaryota, Metazoa, Arthropoda, Arachnida, Sarcoptiformes, Oppiidae. The record is from RefSeq and is a predicted model, not a curated record. Gene Ontology annotation, biological process: protein phosphorylation.